AUGCAUUCGAGUAACGCAGAGGAUAGACCUAGUAGCUACCCUCUCUCAGGCGAGAUGGAGCUUGAGAUUGGGUUAAAGUUUUUGAACCGAGAAACAGCGAUGCUGGCAGUCAAAAACUACAACAUCCGCAGGAGUGCAGAGUAUAAGGUCGUUGAGUCAGACCAAAGGAGGUAUGUAUGUCGAUGCAAGCAGUUCGGUGAUCAAUGUCGUUGGAUGGUGUUGCAAGGAUCGGUAGAGUCAGCGUACGGGUACAAGGUGUCUUACAAGAAGGUUUGGCACGCGAAGCAGAAGGCAAUCGCAAGGAUCUAUGAUGAUUGGGACGAGUCGUAUGACCAGCUACGGAGAUACUUCAAUGCGCUGCAAGCUUUCAUCCCAGGGACAAUUGUUGACCUCCAAAUAGUUCCAUACUAUGUCGGAAACACGCUUUACUGUGAAAGUGUCAUGUUUCACCAGGUCUUCUGGUCGUUCCCUUCGUGUGUUCAAGCGUUUAGGCAUUGCAAGUCGCUGGUGUCAGUCGACGGAACACACCUGUACGGUAAGUACGCUGGCACCCUUCUCAUGGGCAUAGCACAAGAUGGAAACAACAACAUUCUGCCUGUCGCUUUCGCCCUUGUAGAAAGGGAGAACACAGAUGCAUGGUACUUCUUCCUGACAAAUUUGAGGAGACAUGUAGCGACUAGGCCAGGAGUUCUUCUUAUCUCUGACAGGCAUGCUGCAAUAAAGGCCGCGUUGGAGCGUGAAGCAUGUGGUUGGGAUCACAAUGCUUACUGUGUACGACAUAUUGCCUCGAACUUCGCAACAAGUUUCAAGAGUAAGGAAGCCAAAAGACACCUGGUUAAUGCCGCUUAUUCGAAGACCCAAGAGCAGGCGCAAUACUAUCUCGAGUUAAUUAGCAGCGAGGAUCCCAUAGCAUCCCCGCAGAUGAUGGGUUGGAUACGAGGGUUAGAGCCACCUAAAUGGCUGCAGCACCUUGAUGAGGGCCGACGAUAUGGUCACAUGACGACCAAUCUUUCUGAGUGUAUCAACUCUGUCCUGAAGGGCACUAGAAAUCUACCAGUCUGUGCAAUUGUCAAGUCUACAUACUAUCGCCUAAAUGAGUUAUUCGUCGUGAAGGGUAGGCAAGCACAAGCGCAGAUUGCAAGCGGUCAGGUGUUCUCACAGUUCCUGCAGAAAGCCAUAUUAGCAAACCGUGAGGGAAUUUCUCAGAUGUUAGUGACGUCGUACGAUAGAGCCACAACCGUAUUCACAGUCGACGAGAUAGCUGCUGCAGGGGUGCAGUCUCGGUUUAGGGUUAACCUUCAGUUUCGUAGAUGUGACUGUGGUUACUUCCAGACGUUACACUACCCAUGUGCUCAUGCUCUAGCCGCUUGCGCCUAUGCGAGACUCGAGUGGCAACAAUAUGUAGACUUGGUUUAUCGCAUGGAGAGCGUGUUUCGGGUCUAUGAAUUGGAAUUCCAGCCAAUGCCGGAUGAGGAGAUGUGGCCCCUUAUGAAGGCCCACGUGUCUGUCCCAACCCCCUCCUACGACGCACACUUGAAGGACGUCCGGUGUCUACGAGGUUUCGGAAUGAGAUGGACGAGGUUGAGCCUGGACUCGGUAAGCGGUGUGGCCUUUGCAGUUAUUUGA
Messenger RNA from Arachis duranensis, 1626 nucleotides. RefSeq lists its product as uncharacterized. Bases 1 to 1626 code for a protein of 541 amino acids. The record is from RefSeq and is a predicted model, not a curated record. Lineage: Eukaryota; Viridiplantae; Streptophyta; Magnoliopsida; Fabales; Fabaceae. The transcript has 4 exons. Gene Ontology annotation, molecular function: zinc ion binding.